Messenger RNA from Asterias rubens (European starfish), 4281 nucleotides. Its product is annotated as double zinc ribbon and ankyrin repeat-containing protein 1-like. The transcript is spliced from 22 exons. Bases 137 to 2863 code for a protein of 908 amino acids. Lineage: Eukaryota; Metazoa; Echinodermata; Asteroidea; Forcipulatida; Asteriidae. The record is from RefSeq and is a predicted model, not a curated record. Gene Ontology annotation, molecular function: calcium-dependent phospholipid binding; protein binding; calcium ion binding.
CAAAAACACUGUAUCCAAAUAACUGAAUGGUGAACGUAAUUUCUGUAGAAAGUGACUGUUUUACGGAGAUUAACUGUCGAAGAUACGGACUGAAUUGCAGAAGCUGUGCUAGACUAGAGCUUGACGACCCGGCACCAUGCCUUCUGCUGGUGCCAUUGGUGCACCAAGCAUCAUUCCUCUCAGAGUACCUCAGCCUGGACGGACUGCAAAUCAGAUUGAUACAAAUACACUCAUUGAGAUCAAAUCAGCAACCCCGGAUGCCAUUAUCUAUAUAUCUACCAAUGGCAACCGACCUGAUCCUUACCGGAAAGGAGACAAGAACACCAUCAAGUACAAAGGACCAUUUCUCCUUAAUGAAGGAAAGAGAGCUAUCAAAGCUAUUGCAGUCUCAAGUGACAGGCGAAGUGAGAGCCAUGUUGUCAGUAAAGUGUUUUCUGUGACUUAUGCCCAUCCCGAGCCGGAACCGUUUGAAGAUGAUGAUGCAAGCUUCAUCAUGGACUCCAGGCCCAAGAGCUCACUAAGGAGAUCUAAUCAGUUUAGUGACGUUGAUGACUACAUUGACCUCACGAGAUCAAGCAAUAACUUCAAUGCAUCCAAAUCAUAUCAGGUGACUGCUAAUUCAGGAGCCACGGUGCCCUACAAUGCAUGGGGUGCUAGCACUGGUCCCCGUCAACCUCAGACAGUCGGCAACAUGCAGACCAACCCAGACUACAUGUUCCAUUAUCACAUGCAUCAACAAACGAGCCCCAGACAAGCACAGCCUCCUGUACAGUAUCGGCAGCCACCACCCCAACAACAAGUGCAACCACCUGUUAUUGUUGAUCCAUACACAAACAACUGGCGCCCCGUCAGUGUUCCCCUACCAGCAGUACUCAACCAGCACAUCGGUACCCAGACCGUCGGUCUCUUCUACCCGACCCACGAGCAGCUCGGUCGGCAGGAGCGAGACGUUGAAGAAGUGAGGGUGAUGAGAGAUGCAUCCUCGUCGAUGGUUAAGUCUGAGCCGAAGCCGAGUCUGAUGGACACGAGCCCUGGGAAGGGGUACUGGAAGAAGCAGCUUGCUCAUGUCGUGGCUCACCUUGAGGCCUUCACCCAGAGGGAGGCGGAGUUCAGAGCGGAUAUCGGGAAACCCAAAAUGGGAAAGAUUACUUCAGCCAGUGCCGAAGACGAUGGGGUGGACGUGACAAUCACAAUAAGUUUUGAAUCACAGACUGAAUCUCCUAACGUGAGGCCUAAUAGGGCCUCAAUGGCAAGAAAAGAGGCUCUACUGGCAAAGUCUCUCAGUGAAUCAGACUCGCCAUACGGUAAAGCCAAGAAGAAACCGAUCACCAAGAAACUUGCUGCCAAGAAGAAAGCUGUGGAAGACGAGAGGUUGUCUGAGGAGGACCGUCACCUUUUGAAAGAACUUGGAGCUAAGGGAGACGGGGACCCAGACAAUGUUCAGGAUCUUCUAGACGACGGAGCAGACCCAAAUUGCGAGAAUAAAGAUGGCGUCCAUGUCCUCAUUGAAGCCACCAUAAAUAACCACGUGGAGUGCCUGCCUGUAUUGAUUGAUGCAGGGUCAAAGGUCAAUGCUAAAGCUUCAGUCAGGAAGGGUAACACGGCCCUCCACGAGGCAGUGCUCUUAGGACCUGACGGCCAGGAGGCCAUAGAAGCCCUUCUUGAGGGAAGUGCCAACCCCAAGGCCAAGAACGCCAAGGGAGAAACGCCCUACGAUCUCGCCGUCAAGAACGGCUACGACAGCAUCGUUGCCCUGUUCGCCUCCAGUCUUGGCCAGGACAUGCUGGAUAAGAUGUCCGACACCAAGAAGGGAGGCAAGGCAAAGGCCAAGAAGAAGGCAAAGGCUGAGAGUGACGAUGAGGAGGAGUUUGUGGUGAAAAAGAGGAAGGCCUACAAAGAAAAACUGCCAAAGGACAAAGGAUCUGUUGUCGCUGCGUCAUCCUUCGAUGCCCAAGCGGACUCGGAGAAACUCAGAAAAGCUAUGAAGGGAUUAGGUACGGAUGAGAAAGCUAUUAUAGAAGUGGUCACUCAACGAGCCAAUCAACAGCGACAGAAGAUCUCCAAGCAAUUCAAACAGAUGUUUGGAAAGGACUUGAUGAAAGAAUUCAAGGGUGAGCUUGGUGGAAAGCUCCUGGAUGUUGUCAGCGGGUUGAUGAUGACCCCAGCAAAGUAUGACGCCUACCAACUACACAAAGCCAUCAAGGGUCUUGGCACAGAUGAAGCUGUUCUGAUUGAGAUCCUCUGCACUAGGAGCAAUGCAUCCAUUGAUGCCAUCAAAGAUGCUUACGAGACAGCUUACAAUAAAGAUCUUGAAGAGGAUGUUGCCGACGACACGUCCGGAUGCUUCCAGCGGAUGUUGGUGUCUGUCCUCCAGGGGGCCCGCCCGGAAGGAGAUGAAGUUGAUCCUGACAAGGCAGCCGCUGAUGCUAUGGCCCUCUAUAAAGCAGGAGAGGAUAAAUGGGGCACAGAUGAGUCACGCUUCAACGCCAUUCUGAUCUCGCGCAGCUACGCUCAGCUACGAGCGACGUUUGAAGAAUACGGGAAAAUCUCUAAGAACGACAUCGAGCAGGCCAUUAAGAAGGAGAUGAGCGGAGAUGUUAAGGAAGGAAUGCUGACAGUGGUGAGAUGUGUCCGCAACAAGCAUAAGUUCUUUUCCGACAGGCUCCAUAAGUGUAUGAAGGGCGCUGGAACCGAUGAUAAUACCUUGAUGAGGAUCGUUGUAUCUCGCUGCGAGGUGGAUUUGCAAAACAUCAAAGCAGAAUUCCAAUCGGCAUUCAACCAAACUCUGGGCAAAUUCAUCGCUGGAGAUACGUCUGGAGAUUACAAGAAGAUCUUACUGGCCUUGGUCGGAGGCGAGAACUAAAGGAGUCAACUUGUUCAUCUCAUCAAUUCAUUAUCCUUCAAUACCCUUUGAAGAUUUUACGUACACUUUAACUUUUUAACUAAAAUGACAAUCUCAGGCAGAUAGACUUCUAAGGAUGUGUGGUACCCUGACUAUCUAGCCAAUUACCAUGUUAAUUUAAACUACUCAACCCAGAGCUGAGUAUUGAGAGUUGGGCCAAUCCAAAAACUGUGUGCGAACACAAGGUGCCAGACUAUUCUGCACACUUGGUUCCAGACUAGACUGCACAUUGGGUUGUGCUACAAAUUGAUCAAAAGUGGCGUAAAGCAACCAUGUGACCAAAGAAAACUAGUCCCACCAUACUGCAACUCUCUCAAAAAAAAGCUCUGAUGACCUAACCAAAAGGAUCAAGUUGUGAAUAUUAUUAAUGCAUGUGCAAAGUUUGUGUAAUGUCUUAGUCUACACAGAGUACUUAAAAAGAAUCUGUGAUCAAAGCCAAUUUAGAAAUAGAAAUCAUCAGCUGUAUUUUUUAGUAUUUAUGUGACUCUGAUAGAUGUUGAUAAUUGACUUUGGUAAUUUUAAAAUAUAGUAAGUGUCUGUCUGGUCAAGAAGAUAUAUUUUUUCCUUUUAAUUACAGUAUGUAUAUUUUUGUGAAGUUGACUGAUUUGUAUAUUUUGCUCUGUAUGACCGCAAUCCUUCAAGCAAUUGAAACAAGCUUUGCAAAGUAGUAAAGGCAGUUAGUUAAAUAUUUGAAGAUACUGCAUUGUGAAAACUAUACCAGAUUAAUUUAGUCCCGACCCCUUUACCCUUUGGCCCAAGACGUCACUUUCUCAUACACGUAACGUAACCAAUAACCCGCCCAGUAGGCGCGCUUUUUUUCGUGAACUCAUUUUGGUUGACAAAAGCUGGAAAAUGGAACUUUAUCUGGAUUUGUUCAUUGCAGUCAUUGUAUUGUAUUGUGUCCUGCUGUAGAACAGACUUGUUUGAUAAAUAUGUUGACUAUUUUUGUAGAUGAAGAACUCAAAAAGUACUUCAUGUAUAUUAUCGAUUGUUAAUGUCCAUGUACAUGUACAUGUACAUUUAAUCAGGGAAAAAGAAAUUCCUUAACAAAUUCCAACAAUUUCUUGUAGAGAACACAUUUGAUCAGGUAAAAAGAAAUUCCUUAAUACAUUCCAACAAUUUCUUGUAGAGAUUACAUUUACCUCAAAUGUUAAAAUAUUUCUCCUCUCAAAGUAAAAGUGUGAAUUUAAACAGACAUGGAAUUUCACCUUUGAGAGGGAAAGGCCAUUUUCAAUUUCCAAAGGAAUUUCUGAUGAAAAAGCUUGAAGUGUGGAGAUUUGUUGAAGGGGCACCGAGGACAAGACCAGAGACCAAUUUCAUAAAGGUGUUAAAGGAUUUGGGUACGUUUUCAAAAGUCCAUAGAUUUACCUUAAACUUAC